Messenger RNA from Urocitellus parryii (Arctic ground squirrel), 1788 nucleotides. It is a transcript of the gene Ssbp1, whose product is annotated as single stranded DNA binding protein 1. Gene Ontology annotation, biological process: mitochondrial DNA replication; positive regulation of helicase activity. Gene Ontology annotation, cellular component: mitochondrial nucleoid. The record is from RefSeq and is a predicted model, not a curated record. Gene Ontology annotation, molecular function: single-stranded DNA binding. NCBI's taxonomy places the organism in Eukaryota, Metazoa, Chordata, Mammalia, Rodentia, Sciuridae.
GUGUGAGGAAGGGCGCGAGCCGUGUGUUAGUGUUCUUGAGUGCCUGCGAGUUUCUGGAGGUGGUGCAGUGUCGCUGUCUUUCCCUUCUCACUCGAGGCGUGGACUCUGCGGUUUCUCCCAAGUUGUUAGGAAAAGCUAAGUUUAGAUUGUAAGAAAAGAAAAUAGAAGCCAUGUUUCGAAGACCUGUAUUACAGGUACUUCAUCAGUUUGUAAGACAUGAGUCUGAAGUAGCAAGCAGUUUUGUUCUUGAAAGAUCUCUGAAUCGUGUGCAGUUACUUGGGCGAGUAGGUCAGGACCCGGUCCUGAGACAGGCAGAAGGGAAAAAUCCAGUAACAAUAUUUUCUCUAGCAACAAAUGAGAUGUGGCGAUCAGGGGAGAGCGAAGAAUACCAAAUGGGUGACAUCAGUCAAAAGACAACAUGGCAUAGAAUAUCAGUAUUUCGGCCAGGCCUUAGAGAUGUAGCAUAUCAGUAUGUGAAAAAGGGGUCUCGAAUUUAUGUGGAAGGAAAAAUAGACUAUGGUGAAUACAUGGAUAAAAAUAAUGUGAGGCGACAAGCAACAACAAUCAUAGCUGAUAACAUUAUAUUUCUGAGUGACCAGACAAGAGAAAAGGCAUAAAAUGGAUGAUUCUUCUUUGACCAUUGUUUGGUACAGUUCCCUUUCUGAAUCAUGUAUAGUCUUUAUAGUUUCUAAGGACAAGAAUUAAAGUGCUCUUUUGUAUAAAUGAGUGAUAAUGUUUUUCCUGUCACUGCCUCUCCCUUUUUUGUAGCAUAAACAUCAGUAGCUCCUGUCAAUUUUUGUGUGUACUGGUUGUUUUUUCUUUUAUGAGUAGUUUCAAAAUAGUGAACUUUGAGGUUCAUUUACCUGUGUUAUAACAAAAGGAUUAAUAUCCUUUGGAAGGCCUUCUGCUUUGGGGCACAUUUCUAUCACAGUAUACUGUUCAGCCACUCAGCAUAUAUUGAGUAUUCCUGUGUGUUAGGCAUUUAUCCCAUAGUUGUAAAUGUUGACUUUCUUGCCUAUUUGCUUCACACAUUUGAAAGCAAGUGCUGAAUCUUCUCUGUGUACCUCUACUUUAACCAGUAUGUAGCUCAGAAGAGCCACUCAAUAAAUGUUGACAGAUGAAUGAUCCCAGUGGGAUAUUGACCUUUAGUUCAAUUUGAAGGUGUUUGCUGAACAGUGGUUAGUGUCUAACCUAAAACUAUUUCAAAAAUAACCUAUCUUCUUCACAUCUCUUGCUUUAGAGCAGUUUAGUUGUAACAUUUAUGAGAGAUAGUUUACCAGCAGUAGAGACCUGAAUAUAACUUGAAUUGAAAUAGUUUAUCUCUAGAUGCUCUGGUUUCAUUAUUCUCUGUUUCCAAGCCCCACUUUGGUAUUCUUUUCAAAAUCUCUUCUAGAAUUCUCAAGGGGUGGGGUGAUGGUCCUUUUUUAUUUAUUUUUUAUUAGGUUCUGGGAUUGAACCCAGCACUUUGCACCUGCUAUUGGCAAGUGCUUUACCAUUGAGCUAACCUCCUGACCUGAACUUGUGAGGGGGAAGUUCCCUCAGAAGUUUCCUUAGCUUUAUCUUAGCCUUGCUUAUCCUUUCCUUAGCUUUAAGGGAGUUUCCUUAGCUUUAUCCUAGCCUUGCCCAGGACAGUAGAAGGUUACUUUUCCUCCUAUCAGCUGUCUUUCUUUCUGCAGCUGGAACCACUAAUCACAGUAUUAACUCUGAUGUCUAAGCUCACACAUUGAUCUGCUUGGUAAUAUAAUCAUCAUUCCUUUUUGCUACUAUGUUCCUUAAGCAGCAUUGAAA